Ylistrum balloti is the source of this 3275-nucleotide messenger RNA. RefSeq names its product probable sodium/potassium-transporting ATPase subunit beta-3. The transcript is spliced from 6 exons. Gene Ontology annotation, cellular component: sodium:potassium-exchanging ATPase complex. Gene Ontology annotation, biological process: intracellular potassium ion homeostasis; sodium ion export across plasma membrane; intracellular sodium ion homeostasis. The coding region runs from base 1 to 936 and encodes 311 amino acids. Lineage: Eukaryota; Metazoa; Mollusca; Bivalvia; Pectinida; Pectinidae. The record is from RefSeq and is a predicted model, not a curated record. Gene Ontology annotation, molecular function: ATPase activator activity.
AUGGCGUCUUCUGCAAGCACAGGUGUAACAGCGGCUUCUGUCGGCCCCCAGAAUCAGUCAAUUUCUCAGAAAUUCACAGAUUUUGGACAUUUUUUGUACAAUAGUGAUGAGGGCACUGUGCUGGGAAGAACAGCUAAAAGUUGGGGUCAUAUCACCAUUUUCUACAUCAUCUACUAUGCAUGUCUAUCUGGGUUCUUCGCUGCCUUGUGCGCCGUGUUCUAUCAGACACUUGACUGGAACUUCCCAAAACUUUCUGGUCCAGAUAGCUUGCUGAGACAGAACCCAGGUAUGGGAUUCCGUCCAAUUCCUGAUGUAUCAACGACUCUUGUGCGAUUUGUGAAAGGCGAUCCAACCUCUUACAGUCCAUACACUGAUCACAUGGAGGCCUACCUCUCUUACUAUGAAAACGAGAACCAAGUGACUGACACUGGAGUGAUUGUGGAUUGUGAUGCCAUCAGCGGUCGUCGUCCAGAGUCCGAGUGGGACAAAGCCUGUCGAUUUGAUCUUACCCAGAACCUCGGAGCUGACUGUGUAAAACAGCAAGCCUUCGGAUUUGAUGAUGGAUUGCCAUGCAUUCUUGUCAAACUGAACAGGAUCUUCGAUUGGAUGCCCCAAAUGUACACGAAUGGAAGCGUACCACCAGAGAUUGCCGACAUGUACCAGAAUUACUAUGUCACAGUCAAGUGCACAGGAGAGAAUCCUUCUGACCAGGACAACAUUGGACCCAUUACUUACUAUCCAGCAGGAGGUUUCCACUACAAGUACUUCCCAUUCCGCAACCAGCAGGGAUACAGGACACCUCUUGUCUUUGUCAGAUUUGAACGCCCAACACCAGGAGUCCUCAUCAUGGUUGAAUGCAGAGCUUAUGCUGCUAACAUCCAGUAUGAUCGCUUAGAAAAGGCAGGCAGUGUCCAUUUUGAACUGCUAGUUGAUUAACCUUGUAUUUAUAGAUAGCUCUUUUAUGAAAAAAUAUUUGGGGUGAAAGGGGGCUUCGAUGUAGAGCUGGUUGUUUUAUCAAAAAAAAACUUUUUGGCUACUGGGGGGAUGGGAAAGGUUCUGGUCUGGUAAGCAAUUUGAUAUUGUACCGAUGAAACCAAACGACUAUUUGCAAAAAACAAAUCACAUUGAUUUCAGGAUUUCUGCAAGAAAAUUAAUUUGCACCUGCCAAAAACUUUGAUUCGCUUGUAAAUGUUUAUUGCCAACUUUGGCUCCUAAAGAAUUUCUACACAAUAGUUUUACUCUCUACAAAUGCAUUUGAAAGACCAAGACUCCCAAGUAGAUGUAAUGAACAGGUGCCUGAAAAUCAGCAACAGUUCUUAGGAUGAAGAUCUGAAAUUUUGUUAGCAUUUUCUUGCAAAUUUGAGUGAAAUGGUUUGAAGAAAGUUUAUUUGAUUUUUAAAGGUCUUCUUUUUUUGUUUGUAAAAGCAUUUUUUCAUUCAUUUCUCAGCUUUCCAAGGUUUUCUUUUUAGUUUACCAUACUUGCCCUCAUUUUCGUGUUCUAGCAUUUUGUAUGUAGUUGUUUUUAGAAGUAUUUUUAAAUGUUAGCAAAGAAAGUGGAUUUAUUCAUGACUGAUGCUGAGAUAAACGAACAGGGGGAAUAAAAGACAAAAAAAAAAUACAAAAAAAUGUAAGCAGUCGUUGAGUAAUACUCAGGGGUGAGUUUGGAAAAACAUGUCAUUUCAUCAGAAUGAAAUGGAAGGUGCAAUAUGUGAUUACAUAAUGCCUCGUUCAACAGGGGGGAUGCAUAAUCAUAUCCACAAGAUCGAUCACAAAUUAAAGCUCAAAAUUGACUCCUCUGUUUAAGCAGAUUUUGGUUCACAGAAGCUGUUUUUGUUACAAAAAUCACUUAUGCAAUUUCAAGUGGGAAGUCACUUUGUUUUGUUUUGUACAUUCCUUUAAAAACAAAUGUUUUUUUUAAACAAUUAUAUCUAUCCAGAUUUAUGUACAAAACUAGAAUGUAGUAUGUUGAUGUUGCCAUUGUGAAAAUGAAGUGUCCAGAUGUUUUUUUGUAUAGGAUGGAAAGAAGUUUUUAAAUCUUAUUGUUGUUAUAGAUACCAUGUAUUGUUGCUUUGUGUGUAGUGAACAUGAAAUUUUAUUCGAGAUGUUUUUACCAUUGCAUAACAAGGCUAACCUGUUCCAAAGUUGUUAAUUUCCAAAGACCGUCUUCAUUUGCUUUGGAACCCUAUAGACGCAAGUUUUAUUUUGAAACUUCCUUGACGGUUUUUUACUCUCUAUGUUUUUCAUUUGUAAUUCAAGAGAAAGAUAAGUGCCAUCUUUUAAAUGACCAAUCUAAUUGUAAUACCUACGAAAUAAUUAACGAAAAACUGUAGGCAUGCUAUGUUCAUUACUGUGCAGCUUUUGCGUAUAUAUAGUGAUACUACAAGCAUGAUUGUGAUGCAGAAGAGAAAUCAUGAUGAGAGAUGAAGAAGAUAAGAUGUUGUUUUUAAACAUAAUUCAAAGGUGACAUUUUCCUGUAAAUAUGUGAAUGCAUGACGGUAUGUGAAUGCAUAAAUAUUAGAAUGUAGGCUACUUACUGGACUUAAUCUCCACCAUUCUACUUGUACCAAAUGCUUAUUAUUGUAAAUUCAGAUUAAUUAUUAUAUAUAGCAAUACUGCACGGAUGUAAGCGGGUAAAACUGGAACCAAAACAAAAUCUUUGUCAUCUCAACGUGUGGCAUAUGUUCUUCAUUAAUGAUAAAAAGGGCAUUCAAAUGUGAAUUUUUGUUUACUCCUGGAAGAGUCUUGUGAUGGCAAAACAGUUCUGUAAUGUUUCCAGUUUAUAUAUAAAAAAUUUCUCACUGUCUGGAAUGUUUUGAACAUGAAUGAGUUGUUAAGCAGUUACACAAGGUUCAAUUGAUGUGAAACUCCAGUGGGAAAGGUUUUUAUUGACAGAACUUACACCCAACCACAUUUCCAUUCUUUUUACAUAUCAUAUUUCAUUAUGUCACUAAAUCUAUUACACUGUAUUGGUUUACAGAAGUGGUUGUGGAAGACAAUAAUAGUGUAUUCUAAUAAACUAACACCUUUAGAAAUGUUUGAAAUCUAGCUGUGUUCGGAGAAGAAAAAUCUUAUUGAAAAUGAAACAACUGAGAAAAUAGAAACUGGAAAGGAAAAAUAAUUUUUAAGAAAAGUGAUGAAAUGUCUUUUUGAUAGAAGUUUUAAGUAUUGUUUCCCAACACUCCAGUUUUCAACCCUGUUGAAUGGCUGGCAUUUCUACUUUUAUUCAAGAUGUAGCACUGAAAGAAGUAAAUAGAAAUAAACUUUGGUACAUUAAA